Lingula anatina is the source of this 1908-nucleotide messenger RNA. RefSeq lists its product as uncharacterized. NCBI's taxonomy places the organism in Eukaryota, Metazoa, Brachiopoda, Lingulata, Lingulida, Lingulidae. The record is from RefSeq and is a predicted model, not a curated record.
GCGGGCUUAAACUGCGCAGACGCUAAGUGGCGUACCAGUUCAUCAGAUGCCGAGUUUCCGUUAUUUUCGGAAUAUUGACCGUCACUGAUACUGCACUGCACCAAUUGGUUCCAUGAUGCUGGCGAUUACUGUUCUGAUGUUUCUGUUGGGAAGGAUCGAGUUGGGGGAGGCACUGGAGUGCACACAGUGUAUGUAUAUUACCGAUACAGGUGGUGAUGAGUAUGCACAGGGCGUUAUCCAAAAGAUGUAUGCAAGUGUGAUGGACGCUGGGUGCGCCAAGAACCCCACCUCUGUAACUAAGACAAUUAGCUGCGACGGUUCCUGUGCGUAUGCUGAAGUCAACACAACCACUCAAAUAGACGGAAACUCCACGAGCGUUGGUGUUGUGUAUCGAAGUUGCAAUCCCUCAAAGAGCGUGAAUGAAGGAUGCAAAACUUUAAGUUCGAACGACGUACAGAAUCUUCAGGCUGUUCUGGGAGGCGGUCUGACCAUAGGACAGAAGGUCUCUGGGAGGAUGUGUUUUUGCAAUAGCGACAGCUGUACACAAGAUGCUUCGUCUCUACCUGCACUUCCCAAAGCCCCGCAUACCCAAUGUCACGUGUGCACUUACAUGAAGUACGAAACAUCCGACAGCCAGAUGCAGAAGACCUUCGAUCAAAUCACCCAAGCAACCAGCGUACGCGAGUGUCUGGACAAAGGAUCGGAGACUCCCACAAAGUUCUGCGAAGGUUCUUGUUCAAAUACCGGAUCCACUGUCAAUAUGAGUAUGAGCGGCAUGUCAGUGACCAUGAAAAUGGCCCAACGGGGAUGCGUCGGAAUAGAAGCGGAGGAAAAAUGCGUGAAACUGACGCAGGAAGAUCCGGCCGUCACUCAGCUAUUCCCUACCGAUUCACUGAAGGCACUGGGACUCGGGGACUUCGGCAUCGACAUGGAGUACUGCACCUGUAACGGGAACCAAUGCAACAGCAGGGAAAGGUCGCGUUUCAAUUCGGGCAGUAACGCGUCAGUAUGGAGUGCGUCCUUCCUGAUCUUAUCUGUCACUGCUGCCAUGCUGUUGUAGACGGGCAUGAACUUACGAUAUUCAUUCCACAGUUCUAGAGUUUGAUAAGUCUUUUUAGAUGAUCUUUACCAAUCAAUCUUUAAAUUUGUAUUCACAUAAAAUCAAUGUUAUUGUAGAAUAGCCUUUCUUAGACACUUUUGUAGUUUUGUGUAGCCCAAACCGUCUGUUGCGCAGCUAUUUUGUAUCCACGACAGCCCUAGAGCCUAAAAUGAGUCUUCAUUGAGCAAACAACUCGAGACGCUGUGUUUGUCUGCGUAUAUAAGUUUUCUGACACGUUAGCUAUAUGUUGGAUGUGCCAGUUCCUGGGCUUGUAUUGCCUUGCGACUAGCUGAAACAACCUUGACGUCAUCCAUGAUAAGCGGAAAUAUGAUUUCACGGUUAUUAUAUACCGGUGUGAUGGUUUUUACUUAUAGGGAUAACGACUCAUCAUGUUAAUCUACUUAAUUUUGUAGAAUUAGACAAUUCCCUCUAUUUUCUAUUCAAGUUACAGUAAAGAGGCAGUAUACUAGAUAGGGAAAGAAACUACUACUACUUUAAUAUGGCAAUGUAAUGUGAAGUGGAAAAAAAGAAUGAGUGCACCUUAUCAACCAGGCGACAAAAGUCCAGUAAAGACAAAAAGAAGUCUCUAAACGUACAUGUAAGCAAAAUUUUAUUAAGGUUAUGUUAGAGUAAUGAAUAUAAUAAAUAAAGUAAUGAAUUUUAAAAAAAAUAGGGACACACAAAAAAAUCGUGAAUUAUAUUUUUCUUGCCAAAAUCCCCAGUACUGUUUCUUUAGCAAUAAGAUCGUGGAUGAUGAGUAUUGGAAUGGAGUGAUUGUGUUUUUAAUAAAGAUCAGUAUAUGCCAAACA